Molecule: messenger RNA, 255 nt
Organism: Soboliphyme baturini
Lineage: Eukaryota; Metazoa; Nematoda; Enoplea; Dioctophymatida; Soboliphymatidae
Source: the annotation of a GenBank genome assembly
AUGCAGAACAAAUUCCUGCCAGAGCCGCUAAACGCCGUGCGAAUUUUCACGUUACGACAAUACGUGAAGAAACGACGGAAGAGGAGCGGGAAGAGCAGCGGGAAGAGGGGGAGGAGAAGGAUAAGCUUAGGCGGUGGUGAUGACGGUCAUGACAACAGCGGACGACGAGAAACGCCACUGGACGACGACCUCAACGACGACGACUAUGAAGAGGAUGAGGACAGCAACGACGCCGGCGGCGGCGACGAUAAUUGA